Stylophora pistillata is the source of this 2821-nucleotide messenger RNA. RefSeq names its product extracellular calcium-sensing receptor. Gene Ontology annotation, molecular function: G protein-coupled receptor activity. Gene Ontology annotation, biological process: G protein-coupled receptor signaling pathway. NCBI's taxonomy places the organism in Eukaryota, Metazoa, Cnidaria, Anthozoa, Scleractinia, Pocilloporidae. Gene Ontology annotation, cellular component: membrane. The record is from RefSeq and is a predicted model, not a curated record.
CACAAAUGCUGUUCGCGUUUUGUCUCUUGUUCGUGAAAUAUCCUUCGGCAAACUUACAAGAAACAACUGACAGGAUUUUCAAAAAUGGCGACGUAAUUAUUGGAAGCCUUCUGGCCGCUCAUCAAGAGAAUUCAGAAGAAGGUUGCCGAAACGUGCAUCUUAUUGGCAUAAUCCGCGUAGAGGCUGCUAUAUACACCAUUGAGCAAAUUAACAAAAACGCAAAUAUUCUUCCGAAUAUUCAACUUGGUUAUGAUAUCCGAGAUCAUUGCAUGGACAGGGCAAAGGCAAUGAAACAUACUUACGAUUUCAGCACACACAUCCAAUUCUUGGAAAUGGACGAAGUCUCCAACAACCACCACGUCAAUUCCAACGCUUGUCUGCAAUCUUCUCUUUCUAAAAGCAACACAGCCUUACCAAUUUCCGCCAUAGUCGGGCCCUACGGCUCACGGAACUCACUUCAAGUCGCAGGACUGCUUCAAGUUGUGAACAUUCCGGCCAUAAGCCCGUCGGCAACAAGCGCAGAGCUUAGCUGGUCCUUUUACAAAAAGUUCUUGCGAACAGUUCCUCCAGAUGGCUAUCAAGCAAGAGCUAUGGCGGACCUGAUCGAACACUUCAGCUGGAAAUAUGUGGCGGUGAUCGCUGUGGAACAUUCAUACGGAUUGUACGGUUUUCGUGCGCUUGAGCAAGAAUCUUUUCAACGACAGACGUUUUGUAUUGGACUUGUGGAAUAUAUCACACCAACACAGUAUGACAGUCAGUUAAAACCUACUGUUGCAAAACUUAAGCGGGCGGAGAACAUCAAAGUCAUAAUUUUGUGGAUUGGAGCAACACUCGCGAAGGAAUUGGCCAAAGAAGCACACAGUCAAAAUCUUAUCGGGAAGGUUUGGGUUAUGAGCGACUCUUUAGCAACCAAAACUCCUGAAUAUCUUGGAAACGAUUUGAUAAGCCUUGGAAUUUAUUUAGGAAUUCAACCAAAGCAGUUUCAAGAUAGGAACUUCGAAGAGUAUCUUAAACAUCUCACCGCAAAAAUUUCUUCUGAAAGGAGAAACGUAAAUCCUUGGUUUGAUGUUAUUUGGAGGGAAGAAUUCAACUGCUCUACAAACAAUGGCACCCAGGGUUAUGUGCGGUGUCAGGACAAUUUAACCAUUACCGAUGAGGUAUUUUCCAAGAUGUCUGAUGACUUUAUUCCAUAUCAAAUUGACGCUAUUUACGCAGUUGCUCGUGCACUUGAUAUGAUCUACAAAUGCAAGACACCACUCGGUUUGUUACCAAAUGGAGCCUGUCCUCAAACGAAACCUUUCGUGCGAUCUUCAGACGUUUUUUUGUACCUUCGUAAUGUCAGUUUUCAAGGAAUAACAGGCCGAAUCGGGUUUGAUGAAAAUGGAGACCCUCUGCAAGCCAUGUAUGACUUUGUCAGCUUUCAGAAGAAUUUUGGGGGUAAUUAUGUCAAAAUAAAAAUAGGGUUUUGGGAGGCUAAUGGAGAUCUGAUGUUACAGAUUAAUGACAGCUUAAUCAAAUGGAGCAAUGGAAACGGCACUUUGAACAGACAAGCAUCCGGAAUACCAAAAUCAAUAUGUCUGGAGCCGUGUCCACCUGGAACACGACAAACACCCACGAUUUCUUGUUGUUGGCAAUGCAUUGAAUGCCCGGAUGGAGCAGUUAAUGCACGCAAAGGAUCACCAAACUGUACAAAGUGUGCUAAGACGCAAAAGUCAAGUGAGGAUAAAACCACAUGUGUAGACCUACCAAUAAAAAAUCUUCAUUGGAAAAGCAUGACUGGAAUAAUCCUCGCUAUUUUUACGACUUCGGGCUUUGUUUUUACAUUCUUUACAACGGUUCUUUUCAUCCGCUAUUAUCACACGCCAGUUGUAAAAGCUGCUAACCGUGAUCUGAGUUUCAUUUUACUUUCCGACAUCGCUGCGGGAUUUGUUUUACCUCUGUUGACAAUUUCGUAUCCCUCCCCUGCCAUUUGCGCUGUUAUUGAACCCUGGCGCUAUAUAACAUCAUCACUAAGUGUCUCCGUUCUGUUGGUGAAAACCAUGAAACUAUUGAGAGCUUUUCAGAUUACUUACGUUGCAAAAUGGUUGAGAAAGAGCAGCGCCAGCUCAGUUGGGCAGUUUGUGUCCAUCAUUUCGUUAAACUUUAUUCAAGUUAUAUUUGCAGUUAUCUGGGGCGCAGUAGAUCCUCCUUUCACAAGGAAUAAGAUUGAAGAAGGAUUAUUUGUUACAAUUAUAUGCAUUCCUUACCGAACGAGUCUAGGCCAGGCUAUGGAGAUAUCUAUGCUGACCUAUAUGUUAUUUCUAUGCCUUCUUUGUGUGUUCUACGCUUUUAAAGCUCGCACCCUUCCCGAGAACUUCAACGAAGCCCGUUAUAUUGGUUUUGCAAUGUAUAUACUUCUUCUCUCCUGGAUUGCAUUCGUUCCUGUGCAAACGUCCUUAGGAGGGUGGUAUGUGGCUGUGGUAUCAUGUUCAACUGCUCUCGUUAACUCGUACGCUUUGCUUGCCUGCAUUUUUGCACCAAAACUGUUUAUCAUUCUUCGCCACCCGGAGCAAAAUACAUCAGAAUUUCUACGAAAUGAGUUAAGAACAGCUAACAGCAUAAAACCAGCCACAAUCUACCAUCGUUCUUCUGGGGAAAAAGCUUUCACAAAAGUGACAGUUAUUCAAAAAAGUCCUUUCCGACAAAAGAGCGGCUGUACUAAACGUCGAAGUAGUUUGUAAUCAUAGUAUUGCUAUGCGUUAAAGUGAACAACUGACGUAGAAUGGAUCACCUACAAAACAAAAUCUCAAGACCAAAUCUCUUAAGAGUGACUAGCAUCUAA